AUGCGCAUAAAAAGCGCGCGCGGCAGAACGCGGACUCCAACUCCCGUGAACCCCCGCGCGGCGGGCCGGGGGCCGGGCCCCGCGCUGAUUGGACGCCGCGGGGCGCCCCUCCUCACAUCACAGCCCCUCAGGAGAAGCCCCGGGAUGGACGGGAAGGACGGGAAAGAUGGGAAUGACGGAACCACGGACGGCUGGGCCGGCAUCGAGGAGCGCCUGGAGAAGAUCCAGGAAAGCCUCGGCAGCCGCUCGGCCCCGCGCUCCCGCCGCGUCCAGCUGUGCGACCGCGCCCUUCGCUCCUGCGUGGCCGAGCUGGCCCGGCCCGGGGGGCUGCCAGCCCACGGCUCCCAGCUGCUGACCCUGGCCCAGGAGGCCACCAACACCUACCUGAGCCUGGUCCCCGACCCCCCUCACCUGUACCUGGAGAGAAUCCUGUUCCACGUGCUGCGCAACGCCGCGGGCUGGGCCGGGAUCCACACCUGGAGCGCGGCCGAGCUGCUGCGGGAGCGGCUGCGGCGCUGCCGCCGCCGCGACGCCGACUGGGCCGGGGUGACCCGCGGCGCUUUCGGGCUGCUGUGGCGAGCGGCGGCCGAGCUGGCCGGGCCAGAGAGGCCUCGAGAGGAGGGCAGGGCGGUGCUGAGCGCCCGGCUGCGCUCCCUGCGCUUCCUGCUGCUCUUGGAAUCGGAGGAGCCGCCGCCGCAACGCUCGCCUCGGGAAUCUUUCCGCCCGCCGUUCUUCGCCUCGUGCACCGCCCAGCACACCGCCAGCGCCGCCGCGCUCUACGAGGCACAGAGAGCUCCCUGCCCGCUGUUCCUGGCCAGGCAGCUGCGGGAGCGGCUGCUGGAAGCGCUGUGGGACGAGGCUCGGCGGCCUCCGGAUCUCGGCAGUUCCCUGUGCUGCCUGGAGCUCACCCUGGAGUGCUGCCGCCGCCUCUGCAAAGCCCGGCGGCACCGCGAGGCUCUGGACCUGCUGGGGGAUUCCAGGGGGUUUUUGGGAGCUGGGAAUUCUCUGGGAGCCCCCCUGGAGCUGCUGGAGGCCGGGAUCCAGCUCAGCUGGGCGCUGCUCAAAGGCGGGGCCGGGCUCCGAGCCGUGGGAUCGGCGUUGUGCCGGGCGGGAGCGGCGCUGGCGGCGGAACCUUCCGGAAGGAUUCUGCGGGUGCUGCUGGAGUGCUCCCAGUUUGUGCUGGCGCAGCUCGGGGAGGCGCUGAGGAAGAGCCAGGAGCUGCCCCUCGGCCUCCAGGAGCUUCCUGGGAUUUGUGCCUUCUCCCAGGGCCACGGGCGGGCGCUGCGGCAGCUGCUGGCCCAGGUCCCUCCUGACUCCAUCCAGGAGCAGGUGAUGGUGAAGCAGCUGCUGUUCCACAGCCUCCAGCUCUUCUCCAACGCCAUCCACGAGAUAUUCCAGCGCUCCCAGCCCUCGGGGUGGCCGGAGCUGCCGCAGGUGACCGGGAGCUGUGUCCGGAGCGUCACCUGGAUGCUGGAGGGGCUGGAGGGGCUGCCCGAGGCCGAGAGCGGCAAAUUCCUCGAUGUCACCGCUGUGGCCACCUUCCGCCUGGGCCAGGCCUUCCUGAGCCGGAACGUUCCGGAAGCGGCCGGAGCCGUGUGCGAGCCCUUCUGCCGGGCAGUGCUGACCAGCCACGGCUACGGCCGGCCCGGAGUCACCCCUGAGCGGCUCCACCGGUGUUUCCGGCUGUGGGUGGAGAGCUGGCGCUGCCGGCAGCGGGAGCGGCGGGCGCUGGACGCUGUGGCCCAGUGGCUGCUGGCCCUGGGGACACAUUCCCAGCAUGGACAGGGAUUGGUGACCCAUUCCCGGCAUUCCCAGCCCUUCCCAGCCCCGCUGGCCGAGCCGGUGGCGCUCUGGGCCAGGAUCAAAACGGAGGCGGCCAAACGGGGAGCGGAGGAGCUGCGGCUGUGGACCCUGCGGGAUGCCCUGGAUUCCCAUUCCCAUUCCCGGCUCCUGCCCGGGGCCGCCGUGCCGGGGCUGCUCCUGGCCGAGCUCCGCGCCUACAAAUCCCUGCGGAGCCCCACGGCAGCCGAGCGCUACGGGGUGAUCUGUGACCUGCUGGGAACGGGGGAUCCCGAGGGAACGGGGGAUCCCGAGGGAACGGUGGAUCCCGAGGGAAUGGUGGAUCCCGAGGGAAUGGCGGAUCCCGGCCGGAGCCUGCCCAGGGCGGUGGCGCUGCUGGAGCUGGCGCAGCUGCUCUGCAGCCACAGCUUCGCCCCCCACACUGACUGCUCCGCCCUGGACGCCAUCCAGGAGUCCCUGAGGCUGCUGGAGGCGCUGGCCCAGAAUUCCCAAGCCCAGAAUUCCCAAAUCCGGGAUCAGCUCCUGGACGAGCGCGCCCAGGCCCUGCUCUGGCUCCACAUCUGCACCCUGGAGGCCCUCAUGGAAAAGAGCGUGGCUCGGGAGCGGCGCGGGCGGCGCCGGAACGCGGAGCUGCCGGAUGGAUCCGAGGGGAGCGCGGGAGAGCGGCCGGAGCCGCGGGAUGGGAUCCGCUGCAGCCUCAGCUCCGACAGCGCUCUCUCCAAACCCUUGGACGGAGCCGUUUCCCUGUGGGAGCAGCUGCUGCAGAAUCCCGGGAUUCCGGCGCUGCGCAGCCCGGAGCAGAGCGUGGGCUCCCUGCAGCUGCUGGCCGCGCUCUUCCUCAUCCAGGGAAAGCCCCUGCAGGCCCUGCGGGCCCUGCGCCUGCUCCGAUCCCUGUGCCGGAGGCUCGGGGAUGGACCCGGAGCUGCCGAGGCCCUGAGCCAGAUGUGCCGGAUCCUGCUGCAGCUGGAAUGUCCUGGCCACGCCCAGGUUUUCCUGGAAGAGUUGGAAUCGUGCCUGGAGGAGGAGGAGGAAGGCAGCGACGAUUCCCGGCUGCUCCUGCGCCAUUCCCGGCUCCUGCUGCGCAGCCACCUCUGCUGCCUCCAGAACCAGGUUCCCGAGGCCGUCUCCCUGCUGCUCCAGGCGCUGCAGGAUCGCGGCUCCGGCCGCUCCACGCGGGGCUGGUUCCUGGCCCGGGCCCGGGCCCUGCAGCUCACGGCACAAAUCCUGGAGCUGCCCCCGGCGCGGCUCCCGGCACCGCUCCGGCAACGCAUCCGACAGCACGGCUGGAGCAGCCCCAAGGUGGCUCUGCUGGAGGCGCAGAGGCUGCUCCGGAGCGUCCUCGUCUUCCUCAUGGGCAGCGACGUCCUGGGGAGCGCCCGGAGCCUCCCGCCCGAGGAGCCCGGCCCCGACUCCGGUUCUGCGCUGCUGCACAAGUGGCAGGCGCUGGGGGAGGCCCUGAGCUGCUGCCAGCGCCUGGUGACGCUGCUGGGCCACGGCGAGCUGGGCUGCAGGGCCAGAGCCUUCUGUGCGGAGGGACUGGGGCUGGCUGGACACCUGCAGGCCUCCAGAUGGUGUGUGUCGUUCCUGGUGCUGCAGUCCCAGCUGGAGCUGCAGCAGGGGGAGCUGGAGCUGAGCCAGUCCCACCUCCAGCACGCCCAGUUCCUGCUCCAGCCCCAAACUGAAGCCAAACCCCUGUGGGAUCCUCAGCACCGAGCCAAGAUCCAGCUCCGGAAGGGUCUCCCGGAGAGGAGAAAACCCCGGGAUCCACUGGAUCCACUGGAUCCCGAUCCCAAUCCCGCCAAAGAAGAGGAUGAGGAAUUCCUCAAGGGUCCAUCCUUGGAUCUGCUGGCUCCGGCCGCUCUCCCGGAGCAGCCGGACGCUCUCACGGCCUCCCCGGAGCUGAGAAAGAAAGGGAAGAGCCCGGAAUUCCUGGAAUUCCUGGAAUUCCUGUCCCAUCCCUGGGGAUGCGGCUGCUCCUUCUGCUCCGACCCCGCGCUGCUGGAGCUGGGGCUGCGCUGGCUCCUGGCGCGGGCUCGGCACCGGAUCCUGGCCGGGAACGGCGCCCCCGGAGCCGCCCUGGCGCGGAAAGUGCUGGAACGUGGGAAUAAUGGGGGGAAAAAUGGGAAUGAGAGCCAUGGGAAUGAGGAAAACAGUGGGAAUGAGAGCUGUGGGAUUGGGGUGAACAAUGGGAAUAAGAGCCAUGGGAAUGGGGGGAACAAUGGGAAUGAGGGGAACAAUGGGAUUGGGGGGAACAAUGGGAAUGAGAGCUGUGGGAAUGAGGGGAACAGUGGGAUUGGAGACAUCAUCAAGGAUAAGGGAAUUCCUGGGAAUAACGGGGACGCCAUCAGGGAUGGGGACAGGAACCUGCAGGAUCCUUCUGACAAUGGGAACAGUUUUGGGAUCAGGGAACCCUCUGGGGAUGGGAACAGUUUUGGGAUCAGGAACACCUUUGGGAUCAGGGACCUGCAGGAUCCCUCUGGGAAUGGGAACACCUUUGGGAUCAGGGAUCCCCCUGGGGAUGGGAACAGUUUUGGGAUCAGGGAUCCCCCUGGGGAUGGGAACACCUUUGGGAUCAGGGAUCCCCCUGGGGAUGGGAACACCUUUGGGAUCAGGAACACCUUUGGGAUCAGGGAUCCCCCUGGGAAUGGGAACAGUUUUGGGAUCAGGGAUCCCUCUGGGGAUGGGAACACCUUUGGGCUCAGGGAUCCCCCUGGGGAUGGGAACACCUUUGGGCUCAGGGAUCCCUCUGGGAAUGGGAACAGUUUUGGGAUCAAGGACCUGCAGGAUCCCCCUGGGAAUGGGAACAUCUUUGGGAUCAGGGAUCCCUCUGGGGAUGGGAACACCUUUGGGAUCAGGGACCCCUCUGUGCUCAGGCCCCCCCUGGGCCCUCUGGCCGAGCUGGUGGCCGCCAGCUACUCCACGCUGGCCCUGCGGGUCCUGCCGGGCUCAUCCCAGCCGGAUCCCGUUUGGGAUGAGGAGCUGGAGCGGGGUCUGACCCUCCUGGCGUCCCAAAGCGCCCCCGUGGCCGGGCUGGCCGUGGCCGUGGCCACUCUGCUGCUGGCCAAAGCCUUGGCCACCCUCAGCCGCGUGGCCACCGCCCUCGGCCGCCCCGUCAGCGACGUCCUGGCCCAAACCUGGACCCCCCGACCCCCAGCCAGCCCCAAACAAGCCCAAAAAAGCCCCAAAGCUCCCCCCAGAAAAACCAAAGCCCCCAAAGGCAAGGUGGGGAAGAGCCCGAGAGCGAAGCCCCCCAGGUUUGGGGAGGUUUUCUCGCUGGGGGAUUCGGACAGCGAGGUUCCCCCCAUUGUCCUGCGGCCGGGGGGACCCUGCACCCCCCACCCCAAAUCGGGGGGACCCCCAAAAACGCUGCUGGGGGGGCCCAGGACCCCCUUCAGCAUCUUCAGCGAGGAGCCCUCCCCCAGCAGGGGCCACUCCCGGCUCCGCAGGGCCCCCAAAAUCCCGGGAAGGGUCAAGUCCCGGAUCAGGGUGACUUUCAGUGACAGCGACCCCGAGGAGCCCCAAAUCCCCCCGGAUCCCCCCAAAACCAGCCAGAAAAAUUCCUGUGCCCGGAAGCUCCGGCCCCAAAAAUCCCCCGGGAAUUCCCCGGGAAUUGAGGCUCGGCCCCGGCGGGGGCGGCCCCGGAAGGAGCCGGGGAGCCCCAAAAAGAGGGAAAAAAGGGGAAUUGAGCAGGUGGAAAAUGUGGAAAAGAAGGAAAAAAGGAGAAACCCCAAAAUGGAAAAUGUGGGGAAAAGAGGGAUCCCAAAAACGGAAAAUGUGGAAAAAAAUGGAAACCCCAAAAUGGAAAAAGAGGAAAAAAUGGGAAACCCCAAAAUGGAAAAAGAGGAAAAAACUGGAAACCCCAAAAUGGAAAAUGUGGGGAAAAGAGGGAUCCCAAAAAUGGAAAAUGUGGAAAAAAAUGGAAACCCCAAAAUGGAAAAAGAGGAAAAAAGUGGAAACCCCAAACUGGAAAAAGAGGAAAAAACGGGAAACCCCAAAAUGGAAAAUGUGGGGAAAAGAGGGAUCCCAAAAACGGAAAACGUGGAAAAAAAUGGAAACCCCAAACUGGAAAAAGAGGAAAAAACGGGAAACCCCAAAAUGGAAAAUAUGGGGAAAAGAGGGAUCCCAAAAACGGAAAACGUGGAAAAAAAUGGAAACCCCAAAAUGGAAAAAGAGGAAAAAAUGGGAAACCCCAAAAUGGAAAAAGAGGAAAAAACAGGAAACCCCAAAAUGGAAAAAGAGGAAAAAACGGGAAACCCCAAAAUGGAAAAAGAGGAAAAAACUGGAAACCCCAAAAUGGAAAAAGAGGAAAAAAUGGGAAACCCCAAAAGGGAAAAAGAGGAAAAGAAGGAAAAGGGAAACUCCAAGAAAAUUCUGGAAAAGAAGGAGAACAGGGCCCCGUGCCGGGAAAAGAGGGUGAGGGGGACGCCCCGAGUGGGAAUUUUGGAGGAAAAGAAAAGCUGGGAAUUUUCUGGGAUUGAGGAACGGGAUCCCCUGAGGGCCCUGGAGGAGGAGGAGGAAGAGGAGGAGGAGGAGGAAGAGCUGAGCUUCGAGCUCCCCCCGCUGCCCCCAGGGGGGGCCGGCAAGGAAAUUCCAGGGAUUGGGGAUCAGGGGGAUCCCCCAAAUCCAGAGGGGUCCAACUCCUCUGCCCCGCCCGGUGUCCCCUCUGUGGCCGCUGUCCCCUCUCUGGCCGCUGUCCGCUCUCUGCUGGCCGAGGCCCUGGCGUGGGUCGGUCACUUCCCUCCGGGCUCUCUCUAUGCCCAGCUGUGCCAGCUGCUGGCGCUGGCCCUUGGGGACAGUGACCCUGUGGCCACCGCGGGGCUGCUGGCCGAGUCCCUGGCGGUCACCGCCCGCCACCAGCUGCUGGCCACCGUCCACUCCAGGGCUCGGAAGCAGCGGAAAGCAGCGGCCGCCGGAGGCGACGUCUCGGAUCAGCUCCGGGGCCUCUCCCUGCGGGAAGAGGAGGAUUCCCGGGAUUCCCAGGAUUCCCAGGAUUCCCAGGAUUCCCAGGAUUCCCAAUCCCACCUGGCCCAGCUGGAGGAGCUUUUCCAGUUCAGCUCCACGGGGUUGGGGCCGGCGGAGCGGGAGCGGUUCCGGGAGCAGCUCCAGAAGAUUCCCAGCGGUGUCACCGUGUGCCAGCUGUCCCUGGCCGGUGCCGGCCCCGCGGCCGCGCUGGUGCUGACGCGGUUGGAGCGCGGCGCCGAACCCCUGAGCGUCCGGAUCCCCACCCAGCCCGGACAGGCGCCCCUGGCCGAUCUUUUCCGGGAGCUGGACGGGAUCCAGCGGGAGCAGCGCGAGGCCAACGGCUGCAGCGAGCGCCGGGAAUGGUGGGAGCGGCGAUCCCGGCUGGAUCUGCGCAUGCAGAGCCUGAUCCAGAGCCUGGAUUCGGAGGUUUUGGGAUGCUGGCGGGGGCUGCUGCUGCCCCGGGAUCCCGGGAAUUCCCCCCUGGAUCAGCAGGAAUUGUCCCGGCUGCUCCAGGAACUCCGGGAAUGCGGCUGGAGCAACCCCGACCCCGCCCUGCUGCAGGUGUUGCUGGCAGUGCUGUGUCCGGCCGAUGUCCGGGCUGUGGCUCGGGCGCUGUGUCCGGCGCGGCCGCUCCGGGCGCGGCUGUUGCUGGACGAGGCCCUGGAGCGGCGCCGGGAGGGGCCCGGGGGCAGCGCGGGGUCCCUGGUGCUGCUGCUGGACAGGCACCUGCAGCGCCUCCCCUGGGAGAGCUCCGGAACUCUCCGGAACGUUCCGGUGACGCGGCUGCCGGGGCUGCGCUUCCUGCUGCGCUACGGGCUGGGCCCACAGGGCCCGGUGCUGCAGCGGGGGGUGAACCCCAGGAGCGCCUUCUACGUCCUGAACCCACAGCGAGACCUGGGCGGCACCGAGGAGCGAUUCCGGGCCUGGUUUGAGAGCGAGCCGGGCUGGCGCGGGGUGUCGGGGGCGGCUCCAACCCCACAGCAGCUCCAGGAGGCGCUGGGGGAGCGCGACCUCUACAUUUACGCCGGUCACGGUGCGGGUGCUCGGCUCCUGGACGGGCAGAGCCUGGCGCGGCUGCGCUGCCGGGCCGUGGUGCUGCUCUUCGGCUGCUCCAGCGCCGCUCUGACCCCGCGGGGGCAGCUGGAGCCCAGCGGGACCGUCCUCAAAUACGUCCUGGCCGGAUGCCCCCUGGUGCUGGGGAACCUGUGGGAUGUCACGGAUCGGGAUCUGGACCGUUUGGCUCAGGCUCUGCUGCGGGGUUGGCUGGGGGGGGGUCCCGGGACCCCCCUGCUGGCCCAGCUGGCCCAGGCCCGCCAAGCCCCCAGACUCAAAUCCCUCAUUGGGGCCGCCCCCGUGGCCUACGGGCUCCCAGUCAGCCUCUGCUGAGGGGGGGCUGUGCUUUGGGGGGGGCCCUGGGCAGUUUUGGGGUCCCCCCAUUGCCUGGAGUGAAGGUUUGGGGGUCCCUUUGUCAUCUUUGGGGUCCCCCCAUUACCUGGAGUGAAGUUUUGGGGUCCCUUUGUCAUUUUUGGGGUCCCCCCAUUGCCUGGAGUGAAGUUUUGGGGUCCCCUGGUUGAUUUUAGGGUCCCCCCAUUGCCUGGAGUGAAGGUUUGGGGUCCCUUUGUCAUCUUUGGGGUCCCCCCAUUGCCUGGAGUGAAGUUUUGGGGUCCCUUCAUCACCUUUGGGGUCCCCCCAUUGCCUGGAUUGAGGUUUUGGGGUCCCUUUGCCAUCUUUGGGGUCCCCCCAUUGCCUGGUGUGAGGUUUUGGGGUCCCCUGGUUGAUUUUAGGGUCCCCCCAUUGCCUGGUGUGAGGUUUUGGGGUCCCCUGGCUGAUUUUAGGGUCCCCCCAUUGCCUGGACUGAGGGUUUGGGGUCCCUUUGUCACCUUUGGGGUCCCCCCAUUGCCUGGAUUGAAGUUUUGGGGUCCCUUUGCCAUCUUUGGGGUCCCCCCAUUGCCUGGAGUGAAGGUUUGGGGUCCCUUCAUCAUCUUUGGGGUCCCCCCCAUUGCCUGGAGUGAAGUUUUGGGGUCCCCUGGUUGAUUUUAGGGUCCCCCCAUUGCCUGGAGUGAAAGUUUGGGGUCCCUUUGUCAUUUUUGGGGUCCCCCCAUUGCCUGGAGUGAAGGUUUGGGGUCCCCUGGCUGAUUUUAGGGUCCCCCCCAUUGCCUGGAUUGAGGUUUUGGGGUCCCUUUGCCAUCUUUGGGGUCCCCCCAUUACCUGGAAUGAA
Messenger RNA from Poecile atricapillus (Black-capped chickadee), 8980 nucleotides. It is a transcript of the gene ESPL1, whose product is annotated as extra spindle pole bodies like 1, separase. The transcript has 33 exons. Gene Ontology annotation, biological process: proteolysis; meiotic chromosome separation. The record is from RefSeq and is a predicted model, not a curated record. Lineage: Eukaryota; Metazoa; Chordata; Aves; Passeriformes; Paridae. The coding region runs from base 1 to 8148 and encodes 2715 amino acids. Gene Ontology annotation, cellular component: centrosome; nucleus; mitotic spindle. Gene Ontology annotation, molecular function: cysteine-type endopeptidase activity.